This is a messenger RNA of Penicillium bovifimosum, 318 nucleotides long. RefSeq lists its product as uncharacterized. The record is from RefSeq and is a predicted model, not a curated record. NCBI's taxonomy places the organism in Eukaryota, Fungi, Ascomycota, Eurotiomycetes, Eurotiales, Aspergillaceae. The coding region runs from base 1 to 318 and encodes 105 amino acids. The transcript has a single exon.
AUGCAUAUCGUCUGGGCCGUUGAGCCCAUACCCACGACCUCGACUGUGUCGCCGACCCGGAUCGUGCCACGCUCCACACGGCCCGUGGCUACUGUGCCACGACCUGCGAUCGAGAACCCAUCUUCCACCGGCAUAAAGAAUGGGCGAGACUUCACAUCGACUGGCGUCGGGAUAUACGCAUCUAACGCCUCCCCCAGGCGUAUGAUUGCGCGCUCGCCAAACUCAGCGCGAACAAGGUGGGCUUUUGGGCGGAGUCGCGGUUCCGUGUUGAUCGAGUUGGAAAAGGUGGUCCUAGACGACUAUAGCCUAGUAAAGUAA